Vitis riparia (riverbank grape) is the source of this 593-nucleotide messenger RNA. Its product is annotated as photosystem II reaction center W protein, chloroplastic-like. NCBI's taxonomy places the organism in Eukaryota, Viridiplantae, Streptophyta, Magnoliopsida, Vitales, Vitaceae. The transcript has 2 exons. Gene Ontology annotation, cellular component: chloroplast; photosystem II. Bases 60 to 467 code for a protein of 135 amino acids. Gene Ontology annotation, biological process: photosynthesis. The record is from RefSeq and is a predicted model, not a curated record.
AACUUUAGUUUGAUGCCCUGAAUGUGAAUCCAACUGAUCCUCUCCAUUUGUGAAGAAAAAUGGCCAGCAUCACAGCCAGCACUCCAACCUCAUCCCUCCCCCGUGUCGGUCUCCGCCCCAAUGGAGGAACAGUUGGGACUUCAUCGGCCAUUCUGGGGUUGCCGGUGAUGGCAAAGAAGGGAAGAGUCACAUGCUCAAUGAAGGAGAAGCCAAGUGUGGAGGAUGGAAGCUUGAAGAUGGGGAUGGGGGCAUCACUGAUGGCAGCAGCCUGUGCUGCAACCAUGUCAAGCCCAGCCAUGGCUCUGGUGGAUGAGAGGAUGAGCACAGAAGGGACGGGACUUCCAUUUGGGUUGAGCAACAACACUCUGGGUUGGAUCCUGUUUGGUGUGUUUGGUCUGAUUUGGGCUCUCUACUUUGUCUACACUGCAACUCUUGAAGAGGAUGAAGAGUCUGGGUUGUCCCUGUAACUAACCCACACCCCAUUCAUGCCCUUCCUACUUUCUUCAUAAAUCUGUAUCUGUGGUUGUAAAACUACCUCUUGUAUGCCCAACUACUCUGCCUAGUAUUAUAAUUGUUCCCUCUUCCUCUUUUCA